AUGCCGUCAGGUAUCAGCAAGCGCCAGCAGUUGCGGAAUGAAAAGACCCUUGCGGAGCUGAUCCGGACCGUUCCUGGCAAUGACCGAUGUGCCGAUUGCGAUGCCUUGACCCCAGGAUGGGCGAGCUGGAACAUGGGCAUCUUUCUUUGCAUGCGGUGCGCCGCCCUCCACCGGAAGUUGGGCACACAUAUUUCGAAGGUCAAGUCUUUGAGCAUGGAUACUUGGAACUCAGAGCAGGUUGACAGCAUGAAAUCGCAUGGAAAUAUCCUUAUGAACAAGAUCUAUAAUCCACGGGGCAUCAAGCCAGCAAUUCCCACCGACGUCGACGAGGCCGACGCAUGCAUGGAGAGGUUUAUCAGACAAAAAUAUCAACACCGCUCACUGGAAAACGGAAAGCCCAAGCCGCCGAGCCGAGAGGACACGAGCUACUCCAACCCCAGAGCACAGUCGCCUGUGGAAACCCGAGCACCAAGGGACUAUGAUAGAUCUCCAGAGGGGUCUCCUCCCCCGCUUCCUCCGAAGUCAGGCAAAUUCUUCAAGUUUGGCCUCCGAUCAUCAUCCUCUACCUCAAACCUCCGACGAUUUGGUACAAGCAAGCCGAAAGUUACAUCGCCUACCUCGGACAAUGGAGCAUGGUCACCGCCACCACUGCCGUCUAGGAAGACAACGGGUCUCGGGGCUCCUGUCGUCGAUGUGACAACAGGCUCUUUAGAAGCUAAGAUGGCGGCUUUACAGGAUAUGGGUUUCACGAACGACCGACGGAAUGAGAUGGUACUCAGGGGACUCAACGAAGAUUUGGAUCGAGCUGUCGAAACUUUGAUCCGACUGGGGGAGGGAAGCAAUCCUAUAUCGAGGUCCCGGACUCCGAUCGGGACAAGCACUGGUGCAUCCACUCGCGAAGCGCCCCCCAAACAAGACACGUCCAGCCAACUUCCCAAGGUAUCCGAUAACUCAUUCCCCGAUAUGCCUUCAAACAAUCCCUUCGACCGAGUGGUCUCGAAUCCCAUACCCCAGCAAUCGCAAACCGCUUCAUACAACCCAUUCGACCAACCAAAAGCAGCGCCGGCACCUACACAAGCAUUGGAAUCUUCCUUCCAGGGCUUGCAGGUCUCUCAGCCAUUAUUCCCCCACUCUACUGGUGGGUACCCACAUCAGACCAGCUCCAUGCAACAAGCUCCAUACCAACAGCCCUUUACACCGCCGAUUCCCUCAACAUUCUCUCAAUCACCAUACGUUGCAUCCCCUGGUCCAAUGGACAACAGCUUCAACCCGUUCAACCAGCUUGCGCCCUCACAACAGCAACAGCCACAGGCCGGCUUGGCGCCCCAGUCUAAUCCUGGUGCGCCGCAGACGAACCCCUUCUUCAACACUGCGCCACAAAGCCAGACCAUGCAGCCGCAGGCUCCGCAAAUGGCUUCCCAAGCGCCGAAUUUUGGCGGCCAAAACCUGCCUCGUCAUGCAAACACCAUGCCGGCCGUGUCGUCUCCGUCAUUUGGAUCCAAUCCAUUCCAAGGACAGCAGCAGCAACAGCAGCAGCAGGCACCAAACCCCAAUUCAGGAGCUUACAACUUCUUCCAGCAAGGACAAACUGCCACCCAACAGAGCGGCGGCAGCUUCCCUGGCCAGUAUCAGGCGAACCAACAACCGCAACAACUUAGGCCACAGCCCACAGGGAUGGACAAAAACAGCAUUCUUUCAUUGUACAAUAUGGCGCCCGCACAGUCUAAUCCACCACCACUCCCCCAGCAAUAUCAACAAAACCAGCAAAUGCAGCAACCACAGAACUCUCAGCCACAGACUGCAUCUGGAAUGAACCCUUUCCCACAAUCAUCGAACCCAUACGCCUCUACAAUCCAGCCUCAACAGGCCCCCACUUAUCAGCAACAAAGUCAGCCUCAGCAGGCCUUCCAGCAGCAACAACCCCAACCCCCGGCCGCAGCCAAUAACCCAUUCUUUGGAAAUGCGUCUCCAGCGGCACCCCCAAGCGCCCCCACAGGCGCCGGCUCUGGACUUGCGGCUCAAGCAGGAAUCAACUCCUACCAGCAGCAGCAGCAGCAGCAACCCUCAGGACUUGGAAUUGGUCAAGCAAACGGCCAAAACGGAACAAACAAUCCGUCCACGGGAACAACCGCAUCUCCCUUCGCGGGAUCAAACGCCUCCCCCUUCCCCGGAAUGGCACCUCCAUUCGCAAGCACGAACAAAUCCCCGUUUGCCGGCCCUCCACCCACAAACUCGCCGUUCAGAGGACACAUCAGCCAGCCUAGUGUUGACGUGAGUGGGCUGCAGAAUGGUCGCCACAGCCCUGACGCCUUUGCCAGCUUGAGUGCUCGAUAUGGCUAA
Molecule: messenger RNA, 2340 nt
Organism: Penicillium brevicompactum
Lineage: Eukaryota; Fungi; Ascomycota; Eurotiomycetes; Eurotiales; Aspergillaceae
Exons: 4
Coding region: 1-2340 (779 amino acids)
Biological process (GO): endoplasmic reticulum to Golgi vesicle-mediated transport; intra-Golgi vesicle-mediated transport; endocytosis
Cellular component (GO): Golgi apparatus
Molecular function (GO): protein binding; GTPase activator activity
Source: RefSeq, a predicted model, not a curated record